Messenger RNA from Fraxinus pennsylvanica, 570 nucleotides. The record is from the annotation of a GenBank genome assembly. NCBI's taxonomy places the organism in Eukaryota, Viridiplantae, Streptophyta, Magnoliopsida, Lamiales, Oleaceae.
AUGCAUGCUUCUUUAGCUGUAACUUUGGCUUCUCUUUCUGUUCAAGAUUGGAGCUGCCCAGUAUGCCCUUUGGCUUCAAAGUCUUCUCCUCACCAGAUGCAAACCCUAGCAGUGACAGUAGCUUAUCUAAUCUAUGAUUUAGCAUGCUGUCUCUUUGACAAACGUGUGAAGCUUGACAAUACAAUUCACCAUCUUGUAAGUAUUGUUGGACUUGUGGCUGGCCUUGCCUAUCAAAGGUGUGGAUCAGAAAUGGUUGCAGCAUUGUGGAUUACAGAAAUUUCCAGUCCAUUCCUUCACUUAAGGGAACUUCUCAAAGAGUUGGGAUACAACAACACUGACCUUAAUUUGGCAGCUGAUAUUAUGUUUGCAGUCAUUUUCACAUUUGCAAGAAUGGUUGGGGGACCUUAUCUCACUUAUGUGACUUUAUCAGCCAACAACCCACUUCUCAUCAAGGCAAUGGCUGUGGGACUUCAGCUUGUGAGUGCAUUCUGGUUCUACAAGAUUGCAAGGAUGGUGAUGUACAAAUUGUCUCGGAAGGCGUCGUCAAAUAAAGUUGCGGCAACACAAUAG